GUCAUAACCGUCUCCUAGAAUUUCUGUGGUCUCUUGUUGGCUCCGUAUUCGUCCUUGUUUCCCUCUGACACCCUUGCACCCGCUUCCCAGUGGGUAGGUUCCGGCGGUGAGAGCGAAGCUGAGAGACAGUAGUUAUCGGCAGGGGGUGUGACUCCGGUUCCGUACGUGGUCUUCGCGCCAACGAAGCAGGGUUUGGUGGUGCAUCGUAAAACCCUCUCCCGCGGAUCACCAUCAGCUAGGCGAAAGCCAGAUCUACCUCUACUCCAAACACCCGCUUCUACAGAUCCCAACAUAAAAAACUCGACUUCCUUUUUCUAGAAUCGCAGGAGGGAUGGACGGCGGGAUGCCAGCACCUGGUGGCAGCGGCAUGGGCGGCGGAAUGGGCGGCGGUGAAAUGGAGCUGAUGUCGAGAUCGCUCCAGAUCGAGCAGAAGCUCUUCUAUCUCGACCUUAAAGACAACCCCCGGGGCCGGUUUCUCAAGAUCAGCGAGAAGACGGCGGUGAACCGGUCGACGAUCAUCGUGCCGCUGGCCGGCGUCGUGUGGUUUGUAGAUCUGUUCAACUACUACGCCAAUGGCGCCAACGACGCCGAGCUCAGCAGCAAAGAGCUUCAGCUCGACACAAAGGUUUUCUACUUCGAUGUCGGCGAGAACGCUCGGGGUCGUUUCCUCAAGGUGUCGGAGGCCAGCAUGGCGCGCGCGCGCUCCACCAUCAUCGUGCCGGCGGGCGGCCCCGCGGCGGAGGGCUGGGCGGCGUUCCGCAACGUGCUGGUGGAGAUCCACGAGGCGUCCAUCGCGCUGCCCACGCCCAGCGCGUCCGGCGCCGUGCCCGCCACGCAGGUUGACGGUUCGUUCCACCACACGGCGGUGGCCGCUGCACCCGCGGCGGCGGCACCAGCGGCGGGCGGGGCGGCGGAGGGGGGCGCAGUCGCGGCGUCGGCGGCUGCCCCAGGCGGCCCCUCGACGGGUGGCGGUGGCAGCGGGCCGGGCGGCAACGUGUUGGCAUCGCGCGUUAUCCGCGCGGAGCAGAAGAGGUUCUUCCUGGACCUGGGGUCGAACCUGCGGGGCCAGUUUCUCAAGGUUUCCGAGGUGCAAGGCACGGAUCGGUCGGUGAUUAUAAUCCCGGCGCAGGCGCUGGAGCAGAUUCACGAGGCGCUGGGGCAGUUCGUGCAGGUGCUCAAGGCACAGCCGCCGCCCUCCCCCCUCGUGCGCACACUCGCCCCACAGCCCAAACGCUCCGACUCAUAGUUGGCUUCCGACCGCCGCUGCUGCUGCUGCUGCUGCUGUUACCGGGUGCUUUGGGCCCAGCCUCCGCCUGCUGCAGGGAGGCAGGAUUCGGUGUGGAUGCUGCUGGAUAUGGUUCUUUCUUUGCUUCCAGAGAUGGUAUUGCUCUCCUUGCACGGUGCUUGUCCUGGUACGGAGUGAAGCAGCAGCAGCAGCUAGCGUUUCUGCUGCUAACUCGCUAUGUGAUGUUGUGCUGAUGACGGAUCCGUAGUAGGCGGUUGUAGGAGCGGUGUCUGCCGUAACUGUCACAGCUCUCCUGUUUUGAUUUCCACAAGCUCUGCUGCAUGGCUUGGCUUGCUGGUGUUACGAUGAUCAAGUGAAUACUGAGGAAUGGUGAGGGAAUGCGUGGCAGCUGUUGCAAUGAGUUGAAUAGCUUUGCAGCAACAUGGUCAGUGUCAAGUACUAGCAGCAGCGCAACAACAUUCGUGGUCAUCUUCCACUGGAUGUCAGAUUUGAUUACUAGUAAC
Molecule: messenger RNA, 1749 nt
Organism: Closterium sp. NIES-67
Lineage: Eukaryota; Viridiplantae; Streptophyta; Zygnematophyceae; Desmidiales; Closteriaceae
Source: the annotation of a GenBank genome assembly